Aplosporella prunicola CBS 121167 is the source of this 2400-nucleotide messenger RNA. RefSeq lists its product as uncharacterized. Gene Ontology annotation, molecular function: RNA polymerase II CTD heptapeptide repeat kinase activity; cyclin-dependent protein serine/threonine kinase activity; ATP binding. Gene Ontology annotation, biological process: transcription elongation by RNA polymerase II; protein phosphorylation; positive regulation of transcription elongation by RNA polymerase II. The transcript has 3 exons. The record is from RefSeq and is a predicted model, not a curated record. The coding region runs from base 1 to 2400 and encodes 799 amino acids. NCBI's taxonomy places the organism in Eukaryota, Fungi, Ascomycota, Dothideomycetes, Botryosphaeriales, Aplosporellaceae. Gene Ontology annotation, cellular component: nucleus; cyclin/CDK positive transcription elongation factor complex.
AUGGCAGCCAUCAUGGGUAAAUCACCACCGCACGGAUACUCACCUAACCAAUCGCCAUACCCUCCAAACUACCCCCCGUCCCAAGCAUCCUACUACAAUCAACCACAACAAUAUGGCGGACCGCAAAACUACCAAGCUCCACCGCCUUCUUACCGGGGGGGACAUGGCGGAUACCGCGGUGCUUCCUACAAUUCCUCCGACAGGCGUUAUCCGCCAGCUAAUAGCUAUCCAACUCCACCCGCUGCAAGGGGACGCGGUCAUUACAGCAAUCUUUCUUGGACUCCAGCGACGGGGAGCCGCGGCGGCCGCGCGCCUAUUGACAAACACCGCAGUCUCAUUGCCCCCGCUGCACAGAAUGCUGUCGCAAACCAGGCAGUCAGCCAGGUUUCUCAAACGACAUCCGGGCCACCGUCUUCGGUGGACGAGGAAGACAACCCUUUCCGGCCUUCAAAAGAUUUGAGAGUUGAGGACCAGGGCUCGAAAGACAAGGAAAAAGAGAAAAACAUGCCACCUCCAACCAGCAAGGCAGAAGGUGCUCAGGCUCAGACAGGACCCAAGAUAAGCUUUGCUCUCAAGACCAAAUCAGGGCCUCCUGCAUCUGCAGCACCAAAGGUGGAGCUUACUGCCAAACCGUCUGUUCUUGAAAGUGCGCCUGCGAAAAAGUCCAGUGCUUUGCCUCCUUCGUCUUCGGCUUCCAGCUCAAAACCUCGACCGGAUCCUCGACCGGAUCCUCGACCUGAUUCCCGGCCUGAUCCUCGUCCUGAUCCUCGUCCCGAUCCUCGAAAUGACAGACGUUAUGAUCCGCCAUAUGACCGCAGGUCCGAUUACAGGUCUGACGAUCGUAGAUCAGACUACAGGUACGAUGAUAGGAGAUCAGAUUACAGAUACUCGGACCGUGAUGAGAGAAGAAUGGAUUACAGGAGCCGGGAUGAUAGAUUGCCGGAUUACAGGGCAGAUGACAGAAGAGGCGAUUACAGGCGCGGUGAUGACAGAGAUAGAAGGCCUGAUUACGACGAUCGAAAGUCUGAUUCCGGGGCAUCUGCGUUCAGGCCACCAGACUUUAGAGUCUCAGACUACAGGCCUACUGACGCCAGGUCGGCACGUCGUCCAGAAUCUCGCCCGAUUGAAAAGCGUCUAGAAAAGAGGAUCAUGAAGCGGCCUAAGCCUAAGCCAGUCUUGGAGCCGGAUUUUGCGGCCUCAGACUCUGUUUAUUACCGCAAGCCUGGUAACGAAUCAGUUGUGGGGUCUGGUACGUACGGAAAGGUCUUCAAGGCAAUCCACGUGUACACCAAGGACAAGGUUGCCCUCAAGAAGAUUAGGAUGGAGGGCGAACGCGAUGGAUUUCCGGUUACAGCCAUUCGAGAGAUCAAACUUCUUCAAUCCCUCAACCAUGACAAUAUUGUCAAGUUGCAAGAGGUCAUGGUUGAGAAGAACGACUGCUUCAUGGUCUUUGAAUACCUAUCCCACGAUUUAACGGGUUUGCUCAACCACCCCACAUUCAAGCUCGACCACUCUCAGAAGAAGGACCUCGCCAAACAACUUUUCGAGGGACUUGACUACCUCCAUCGACGCGGUGUGCUCCACCGAGACAUCAAGGCCGCCAACAUCCUGGUCAGCAACACUGGGCUCCUGAAGCUCGCUGAUUUUGGUCUCGCCCGGUUUUAUGCCAAACGCAAAAAGCUCGACUACACGAACCGCGUCAUCACAAUCUGGUACCGCUCGCCCGAACUGUUGCUCGGCGAGACGCAAUACGGCCCUGCGGUCGACAUAUGGUCAGCUGCUUGCGUGCUAGUUGAAAUCUUCACGAAACACGCCAUCUUCCCCGGUGACGGUGGAGAGAUUAACCAGCUCGACAAGAUUUACAACGUGCUGGGGACGCCGACACGGGCCGAGUGGCCGGGGAUAGUGGAAAUGCAGUGGUUCGAGCUUCUGCGGCCGACCGAGCGCAAGGCUAGCACGUUUGCGGAAAAGUACAAGGAGAGAGUGACGCCGGCGGCGUUUGAUCUGCUGUCGGCCAUGUUCCUGUACGAUCCGGCAGCGCGGCCCAGCGCGUCGGACAUUCUAGAGCACCCGUACUUUACGGCGGAGGAACCGUUACCGCGGCGCGCGCUCGAGUUGGAGCAGCUACAGGGCGAUUGGCAUGAGUUUGAGAGCAAGGCGCUGCGCAAGGAGCGCGAGAGGCAGGAUAAGGAGGCGCGGCGGCAAGCGCGUGAGGAUGCGGCGCGCCGCGAGGGCGAGAAGAGGCGCGCGGAGGGAUCGGCGGCGGAGCCGGAGCGCGAUGCCAAGAGGCAGAAGGGCGGCGGUGGUGUUGAUAGUGCUGGGGGGAUUGAGAGCGGCGGUGGUGCGGGGGGCGCCAGCACGGGCGGCACCAGCGGUGGCGAACCCAUGGCCUUGGAGUAG